Molecule: messenger RNA, 426 nt
Organism: Echinops telfairi (small Madagascar hedgehog)
Lineage: Eukaryota; Metazoa; Chordata; Mammalia; Afrosoricida; Tenrecidae
Product: cystatin-13-like
Exons: 3
Coding region: 1-426 (141 amino acids)
Molecular function (GO): cysteine-type endopeptidase inhibitor activity
Source: RefSeq, a predicted model, not a curated record
AUGGCCAUCUCCUGCCAGACUCUGCUGAUUGUGGGAACCCUCAUGGCCUUCAUGUGCAGGAGUGUCCAAGCUUGGGACUCACCAAAUGUAGUGAGAAAAUUCCAAGACAUCCCUGAGACCUAUGUGUACGUGCAGCAGGCACUCUGGUAUGCCAUGAAGGAGUACAACAAGGCCAGCAACGAUGAGUACAACUUCAGGGUCAUGAAGAUUCUGAAGUCCCAGGAGCAGGCCACAGAUAGUUUGGAGUACUACAUUGAAGUCAAAAUUGCCCGAACAUUGUGCAAGAAAACUUCAGGAGAAAAUGAAAACUGCUUAUUUCAAAAUGAUCCCAAAAUGCAAAAGAUGUUUUUUUGCACCUUCAUUGUUGCAUCUAAACCCUGGGAAUUUGAAGUCAAAAUGCUGAAGAAACAGUGCAAAGAUGCCUAA